This is a messenger RNA of Hyalella azteca, 1706 nucleotides long. RefSeq lists its product as uncharacterized. The transcript is spliced from 6 exons. The record is from RefSeq and is a predicted model, not a curated record. Gene Ontology annotation, molecular function: N-acetyltransferase activity. Bases 26 to 1045 code for a protein of 339 amino acids. Lineage: Eukaryota; Metazoa; Arthropoda; Malacostraca; Amphipoda; Hyalellidae.
AGGCCUCCAGCUGCAAUCCCUGAUAAUGAAUUCAAGUAUGGACCGUAUAGUUGUGAUUCAAAAAGCAGAGAUAAAAGACUGCAUAGGAAUUCGACGCCUUAUUCAAGAACUGGCAGACUACGAGAAAAUGCCCCAAGGUCCAAAGAUUUGCCAUAAAACUCUGGAGAAGCAUGGAUUCGGUGAACGAAUUUAUUACCGAUGUCUUGUGGCGGUGGACGAGUCAGCUGAAGCUGGAGGCGAGGGCCGUAGACUUGUAGGAUACGCCCUGUACCAUCUGAACUUCACGUGGCGGGGCCGCACUGUUUACAUGGAGGACUUGUACGUCAGUCCCGCGUUCAGGUCAAAGGGGAUCGGCACGAAACUCUGGAAAAGAUUGCUUAAGGACGCUAUGGAUGAAGGAGCCUGCCACUGCAUAUUUUCUGUCCUGGAUUGGAAUGUUCCUAGCCUGGACUUCUACAAGAGUAAAGGAGCUGAGGAUCUCACGGCCUCCAGAGGCUACCAAACCUUCAGAAUAGGGAAACACGCCAUUCAAAGCAUUGCCGCCUCAGACAUGCUAAACAGGGCCAUCGACGUUAGGCAAGCUUCGGGAGACUUGACUUCAAUCGUGGCCGCUUAUCGCGAGAUGGCUAACGAGCUCGGACGAGCUCACGAGCUGCAGAUAACGGAGUCAGAACUCUCAGCCGGCCUUACGAGCUCUCCGGCGUGGUGCGACCUGCUGUUGGCUACGUCUGCUACAGGAGAGCUCCUGGGCUUCCUGCUUUAUUGCUUGUCUUAUUCAACCUGGGAGGGCAUCCAGCUCUACGUCAAGGAUGUCUACGUUAAGCCCGUGCACAGGCGCAGCAAAAUAGCGUCGUCGCUUCUGCGAUCUCUCAUGCAGAGGGGCGAGGCACUGGGGUGCGGUCGCUGCGACAUGGUGGUGGCGGCAGGGCAGGAGGCGGCGCUCGAGUUCUUCAGGCAUCACCAGGCGGUGAACCUCAGCGAGGCGGAAGGCUGGGUCCACAUGAUGCUCGAGCGCCUCCACAUGGAGGCAGUCAUCUACUCAUGAAUUCACGUCGAGCGUAAUGGACAUAGUUUUGAAAAAUCAGUAAAAUUUUCUUUUGUAUCCACCAUUUAUGAAGUUUCUUAAUGUGGAAUUUGCAUGCAGUACUUGAAUGUUACAAUGCAUUUCAAUUGAUAUGCUUUUUUAGUUUGUAGUUAUAGUUGAGUUUUCCCAAUGUGUAUACUCAAUUAACUUUGAAUACUAUUUCUCACAUCAAAUGAAUAAUUCAUUAUGAUCCUUUCAAUCAAUUUGCAGUGCGAUGAUAUUAGGACUCAAUUUUCUUAAGUUGUAAAAUAAUACCGGUAAUUUCCAAAAAAGAGAAGGAGUUUUUCAGUGCAUUUUCAACUUUUGUCUAGUAUUAUAAUGCAUUCACUGAUUGAUCUGAACUGAACUUGAAAGUUGAGGAUGUCACUUAAGUUUGAAGAAGCUAAUGAGGAUAAGGAGUUACCUACAUAUGUUGAAAUUUCAUUACUGUUUAUUCCACAAAGCUAGAAGAAUACAAAAAAAGCAACAUUUUCACCGAGUGAACUCAUUUACGGGAAGUUCUUAGACAAUCUGCACAAUGCAUUAGAUGGUACAGCGUAUCGUGUGUCAGUUGUUCAUUCACUUUUAGUGUGCUGAGCUCCUUUUGUACGGCCUGGUUAAUUAAACUUAACCUGACAAUAGU